This is a messenger RNA of Dreissena polymorpha, 2202 nucleotides long. RefSeq lists its product as uncharacterized. The transcript has 2 exons. Lineage: Eukaryota; Metazoa; Mollusca; Bivalvia; Myida; Dreissenidae. The coding region runs from base 602 to 1759 and encodes 385 amino acids. The record is from RefSeq and is a predicted model, not a curated record.
UUAGUUAAAGUACCAGGUUAAUUCGCAAUUUACAAGUCCUGGGAAAAAACUUACACGUGUACGUGGAUUGGUCCAAACUAUGUAACUAAGGGAUUUUGAAACAAAAAUAAAAACAAUUGGGGCAAGUUAUUUUGAAAUGCCCUGAUGAAUUAAGUUUACUAAUUUGUAUUUGCCUACAUUUUAAUUUCCAGAUAUUGCCAAGACUUUUGAUAAGGUCUUACGUCAACACGCCAUUUAUAUGAUUCUAAAAAUUGAUGUGAAUAAUUCAAUGGAGAUGAAUUUUGAAGUUGGAGAUGUUUGAGUAAGCCAUUAUAUUCCCUUUCAGUGUGACUAGACAGUUUAUCAUGGGACUUGAAUCUUGCUUGAGACAUCUAAUAUUCAUAUGGUGAACAUAAUAAAUACACCACUUGCAAGCUGUAAAUGAAACUAACAGAUAAACCAGUCAGAUGCCGAUUAUAGCAGCCACAUGGUCCGUCAAAAAGUAUCAGAGUAAUAUGAUGAGCUAAAAAGGUUUAAAAAAACUUAAAAGAGUUGAGUGAUCACUUAUGUGGUGACUGUUUAAUUAUGUUGAGGUAAUUUAAAAAAUCUCUGAUGAUCAAAAAUGUGUCUGUCCAUAAAAUGUCAUACAAGGUCAUCCCUGAUGAUCGAUGAUGUGUCUGUCCAUACAAGGUCAUCUCUGAUGAUCAAUGAUGUGUCUGUCCAUACAAGGUCAUCCCUGAUGAUUGAUGAUGUGUCUGUCCAUACAAGGUCAUCCCUGAUGAUUGAUGAUGUGUCUGUCCAUACAAGGUCAUCCCUGAUGAUUGAUGAUGUGUCUGUUCAUACAAGGUCAUCCCUGAUGAUCAAUGAUGUGUCUGUCCAUACAAGGUCAUCUCUGAUGAUCGAUGAUGUGUCUGUCCAUACAAGGUCAUCCCUGAUGAUUGAUGAUGUGUCUGUCCAUACAAUGUCAUCCCUGAUGAUCAAUGAUGUGUCUGUCCAUACAAGGUCAUCCCUGAUGAUUGAUGAUGUGUCUGUCCAUACAAGGUCAUCUCUGAUGAUCAAUGAUGUAUCUGUCCAUACAAGGUCAUCCCUUAUGAUCGAUGACCUGAUGAUUGAUGAUGUGUCUGUCCAUUCAAUGUCAUCCCUGAUGAUCAAUGAUGUGUCUGUCCAUACAAGGUCAUCUCUGAUGAUUGAUGACCUGAUGAUUGAUGAUGUGUCUGUCAAUACAAGGUCAUCCCUGAUGAUCAAUGAUGUGUUUGUCCAUACAAGGUCAUGGCUGAUGAUCAAUGAUAUGUUUGUCGAUUCAAUGUCAUCCCUGAUGAUCAAUGAUGUGUCUGUUCAUACAAGGUCACCCCUGAUGAUCAAUGAUGUGUUUGUCCAUACAAGGUCAUCGCUGAUGAUCAAUGAUAUGUUUGUCCAUUCAAUGCCAUCCCUGAUGAUUGAUGACCUGAUGAUCGAUGAUGUGUCUGUCCAUACAAGGUCAUCCCUGAUGAUCAAUGAUGUGUCUGUCCAUACAAGGUCACACCUGAUGAUCGAUGAUGUGUCUGUCAAUACAAGGUCAUCCCUUAUGAUCGAUGAUGUGUCUGUCCAUACAAGGUGUUACAGUAACGCACGUGUUAACAGUGUAACAGCUGUUCAUUACCAGUAUCAGGCCGGAGAAUCAACGGGGUUUUCAGGGGUUUACACACAGGCUCAACAGAAUGUUAUCACACCAUUAAAAUAUUUAUUUUUGCAAUCAAGUUACCAUUACCAUAUCAGUAGCGUAAUAAAGUUGUUCUGGUGAAAAGAAAUAAAUGUUUUGAGACUUCUUUUACACCAGUUUGAUGAAAUAUUCCCUUUGCUUACUGUUUCAGCGCAUAGUCAUAUUUUUAAGGGCAGGCAAAGAAUUCAUGCAUUAACGGAUCAGUUGUAGCCAUAACGGAUUACGUGAUCGAAACCAUUCAGGAGGGCAUCUAACACGCUAUUUGAACUGUUGAAACAUGAACUGUGUUGUUAACAAUGACCAACUAAUAUUGCCAGUUAUACAUUAUAUUCAUUUUUUUUAUUAAUUGUUUUCUAUUUGUUAUCUUGUAUCUACACUUUGCACAUGACAUUCUUUUGAGAAUUAUCUGUUGAAAAUCUUUUAAAGAUUGAAAAGAUAUGGGCAUCUUAUAAACCAUGUAAAUUGUUUGAAAAUAUCUAAAUAUCGAUAUCGAAAAUGAACCAUAAAUAAAACAUUAAGAUUGA